Molecule: messenger RNA, 3962 nt
Organism: Dreissena polymorpha
Lineage: Eukaryota; Metazoa; Mollusca; Bivalvia; Myida; Dreissenidae
Product: transient receptor potential cation channel subfamily M member 4-like
Exons: 5
Coding region: 50-631 (193 amino acids)
Biological process (GO): calcium ion transmembrane transport
Molecular function (GO): ligand-gated calcium channel activity
Source: RefSeq, a predicted model, not a curated record
GAAAAUUAUAACUGAUCUUACAGGUGACCAAGUGUGCACGUUUGAUGAGAUGUUGUGGAGCAACGGUAUAUACCCACGCUGCCCUAGUGAUGUGGGCAAGAUCAUGGUUCCGAUCCUAAUGGGCGGCUACAUAAUGGUGGCGAGCGUGCUUCUUCUCAAUGUCCUCAUUGCCAUGUUCACUUAUACCUUCGAGAAAAUGCACGCAGAAACAUACAAACACUGGUGUUUUCAUCGAUAUUCAUUAAUCAGCGAGUACGACAGGAGACCUGUUUUGUGUCCUUCCUUGAUUUUGAUGAACCAUGUGGCCUUACUUUUCAAAUAUGUGUAUAUAAGAUGUUACAAAAAGAACGAUCAACUACGUAUCAGAAAUUUCAACCAAAAGUUGGAAAAAGAAAUUGAGAAUGAGAAUAUGAAAUGGGAGAAAAUUAUUGCGGAUGACUACCAUCUGAAGCGAGAGCGAAGAACGUUAGAGAACAUUCAUUGUAAAGUCGACAGUUCAAAGGAGAUAUUGAGACGAAUUGAAGAGCAGCUUCAGCAGUUGCGCUCCGCUCAUCUAGAGAUGAAACAACAGAUUGAUGAGCAAAGAAGAGCACCAGAGGCUCUGGUUUUCCGUCAUGAACCACGUCUGUAACCAAGAGGAGGGUUGUGUUAACGUAAAUAGAAUGGCGUUAAACUUUAACCGAGUGCUUUUUAACGAAAACAUAGUGAAUAUACAUCAGAACUACACAAACAGUGGACGUUUACGCGAAUCUAGACAUAAAUAAUACCAGUAGCUUCCAGUACAGAUUAUAGGAUAUGAAAAAUAUUUCCGCACAUCACGACCAACUGAUUUAGUUGACAUAGCAAUGAAACCAGAUAAAUAGUCCAUAUAUAGAAAACCCAAAUUAUGAAGCGAGUCAAUCGAAUGUACAGACCUUACAUUGUUCUCGUACUUACAAUAUACCUAUUAAUGUAUUCAGAUGAACUCAUUUGAUUAAUAAAGCUGGACAUCAAAAGACAUAUAUUAGUAGACCUGCAAUACUCCAAGGAUUGUUUCGUAGCCCUGUGCAACACAAUCCGAGAGAAUAGAAUAAUAAAUCCCUGUAAUAUAAAGUAAACAUAUUCAAGUUAGUGUGGUUAAUUUAAAAUGGUGGACACACAGAUUCAUAACUAUACUAAAUAUACUAUUUAACACUUUGGAAAUCGCCUAGUUAAAUUAUAAAGUAUAUUUAACUAGCAAGCAAGACAGAGCAGUUAUAUUAAUAUUAAAUGUUAUUAUAUACUUAUCUUAGGAACAUCAAAUAUACAUUUAAUUCUACUGCUACAUUUUUAAUGAGCAUAUGUCUACAUGUGUAAGCUUUACUGUAUAUGUUGUAUCAUAUUAACACUAGCUCAUACAAAAUGCAUGUUAAAUUUGGCGUUUAUGCCUAUGUUUAUACAUGUACGGUAUUUGCCUUUUUAUACUAUUUAACACUUUUGGAAAUCUCCUAGUUAAAUUAUAAAGUAUAAUUAACUAGCAAGCAAGACAGAGCAGUUAUAUUCAUAUUAAAUGUUAUUAUAUACUUAUCUUAGGAACAUCAAAUAUACAUUAAAUUCUACUGCUACAUUUGUAAUGAGCAUAUGUAUACAUAUCUCUAUGUUUAUAUAUGUACGGUAUUUGCAGUUGAAAACUUUUUAACGCUUUUGGACAUCACCUAAUUAAAUGAUAUAGUAUAUUUUGAAUAACAAGCAAGACAGAGCAGUUAUACUGAUAUUGAAUAUUGUUUUAUAGUUAUCUUAAGAAAACAAAUUAUACAUUUAAUGUUGCUGCCAUAUUUGUAUGGGCAGACGAAUCUAAUCCAAAAAAUUGUUUUAAGUACGCAACCUCUCAUUUUAAGAAUACCCACCUUGAACAAAAACAAAAACAAAAAAAUCAACAAUGUAACCAUGCAACUAUUGUUAACUAUAUUGUUAACUAUAUACAUAUCAUAUAUACCUGUACAAGUAGUGUUUAUUUGCCUUUUUGUUUAGCUUUUUUGUUUGUGUUUUUGUUGUUGUUUUUUUUCUUUGUAAAUUUGAUUGCACAUAUCUUUAUUUACGAUAAUCACUUAUUCUCGUGUGUUCUCGAACUCACCUCUCUGUAUCAACCUGAAAUAAGACUACCUUUCCAACAAUUUUCUAACAUCUAUCAAGCAGGAGCUAUGUGUUUAUCUCUUUUUUUUGUUUUUUCUUCUCACUUUUGUGAUAUUUCUUUUUACUUCUUCAUUUCUAUGGAAAUUUCUGUUUUUUGAAUCCCUAAUUUUUGUUUUCUAUUUUUUCUUUGUAUUUAUACACAUCUUAUGUCUUAAAAUAGAAACCAACUGGACACAAACAUUAUCAUGUAUAUCUUCAUCCACCUCUUCAAAUGAUUAAAUUAUGUACUUUGAAUGCAAAAGGGCUAAACAAUAAAGACAAACGCAUAAAAAUCUUCAAAUGGUUAGACGAAAAAAAUAUAGUAUAUGCCUAUGACAAGAAAGUCACUUGACACAUACUUUAGCACAAAACUUAAAAAAUGAAUGGGACGGAGACAUAUAUCUAAGUGGACAAUAUACUAAUAAACAAGGCAUUGUCUUUCUGAUAAAAAUAAUAUAGGGAUCCUAGUCGAUAACUUUAACGAAAUAAUAAUUGGCAGACAAGCAAGUAUAGAUAUCAAAAUACACGAAACACAAUUAACAUUAAUCAACGUUUACGGCCCUAACAUAGAUGAUUACACAUUCUACGAAACAUUACAAUCCUUUAUAAUUAAUAACCAGGAUAAAAACAUUAUCGUCGGUGGUGAUUUCAAUACUGUUCUUAACCCAUUAUUAGAUAAAAAGAAUGUAAACCUUAAUACUCACUUAAAAAAAGAAACAUUUUAAAUAACAUAAUUGAAAACUAUAAUUUGAUAGACAUCUGGCGUACAGUAACUCCAAACGAAAGCAAAUUCACCUGGCACUCAAACACAAAACCAACAAUAUUUUGUAGAUUAGACUAUUUUGUAAUAUCUGAGUCACUUUGCAACAUAAUUGACACAUGUAGCAUAAAACCAGGAUUUAUGACUGACCAAGCUCUAGUUGAACUUAAACUGCACAAAAUACAACCUGAAAGAGGCCCAGGAUUCUUUAAAAUUAAUAACAGCGUCUUAUUAGAUACACAAUAUCAAACGCAAAUAAAACAAGAAAUACUCAAUACAGUUCAAAAUGAUAAAGAUGCAAACCCAAACACCCUAUGGGAAGUAAUUAAAGGAAAUAUACGUAACACAACAAUUAGAUACACAUCAUUUAUACAUAAAGAAACCCAAAAACUUGAAACUAAAACCAUCAAAAUCAUUGAAACACUUGAAAAACAAUUACAUGAAACAAACACAAACGAUACAAAGGCCAUUGAAAAUGAAAUUACAUCAAACAAACAAGUAUUAGAAGGAAUCUAUCAUACACAGCUAAAUGGAAUUAUACUACGAGCACGUGCACAGCAUGUUGAACACAAGGAAAAAAAUACAAAAUACUUCGCAAACAUUGAAAAACGUAAAAGUGAACAAAAAAUUGUACACAAACUAGUUGUUAAUGGCGAAGAUAAAACAAACAGAUCUCAAAUACUAGAAGAACAACGUUCAUUUUUCGAAACCCUCUAUAAACGAAAACAUGUUGAAAAUAACACCCUUUUUAAAAUUACACAUCAUGCCUUUUAUCAAGAAGAAAAAUUAUUGUGUGAUGGAUUACAUAAUGAAUAUGAAUGUGGACUAGCACUUAGAGAAAUGCAAAAUAACAAAAAUCCAGGAUCUGAUGGAAUCACAAUCGAAUUUUAUAAAAUAUUCUGGAAUGAUAUUAAAACACAUUUAAUUAAUUCACUAAACUAUUCAUUUAACAACGAAAACUUAACUACGCUACAAAAACAAGGUAUAAUAUCACUCAUUCCAAAACCUGGAAAAAACUUAGAAUCCUUAUCAAACUGGCGCCCGAUUAGUCUACUGAAUAAAGAUUACAAAA